This is a messenger RNA of Diachasma alloeum, 3510 nucleotides long. RefSeq lists its product as uncharacterized. Bases 677 to 1591 code for a protein of 304 amino acids. NCBI's taxonomy places the organism in Eukaryota, Metazoa, Arthropoda, Insecta, Hymenoptera, Braconidae. The transcript is spliced from 3 exons. The record is from RefSeq and is a predicted model, not a curated record.
UCUACCACUGACACGUUAAUUCGAUAUCGAAGAAAUGAAAUAAAAAAAAUCCUCCAUCUCUCCAAAUUAAGACAGAAUGACCCUGAAUGCGCUUAUUAUCAGUGAGUGAACAGUGAGGGAAUGUCAGGCACUCCAGUGAGUGAGCAUAAAUUUUGAUAGCGGUAAACAAAGCAAAACAAAUUGAAUCACUAAUUUAAUUGACAAAGUAAAAGGAAAAAUUAUUAGAAUUUUUAUCUUUGCGUCGGGAGAUUUUUUUUUGUGCCAAUUUUUUUACUCGGUUUUGGUGACAGUUGUGGGUGAGGGUGAAACCCCCUUCCGGUGUCAUAUUUCAAUAUGACGCGUGAGAGUGCGAAUAAAGAGGAGAGAAACCUCGAGUGAUCAAUCAAGAUUGUUCGAUAAUUAGCCUCGAGGCUAGUGGCAAUUAAAUCGAACUAAUGAGUGAGUAGAGCUGUUAGGAUAAACAUGUACGUGCGAAGGUGUGGAUUAAGUCCGAGUGGUGUGGAUGGAGAUGUGAGGAGAGUUUGACGCUGACAAGCCACAACUCCCCGACAAUUGAACCGAGGGAAGUCGCAUCAUAAGAAUUCCGACACCUCCGCAAAAACAAAACCCAGAAAAUAAUACCAUUGAAAACGUGGUCAUGGUCAUUGACCAAAAAAUAAAAUGUAGUAAUGAUUGAAUGGCUAUUUCUGGAGGUCGUUUGAUGUACCAAUUUAUGGUUGGCGUUACGACCCCGGGGGUAACGAGGAUGGCCAUGACCUCAGGAACAAAUAAGUGGGCUUCGAGGGUUGUGGUGAUCCUUCAGCUUGCAGCAUGGAGUGCUGUUGGUAUAGUGCUGCUUCAGAAAGGAGUUACGUCAUUGCAAAAAAAACCACACGAUAGUAAUAACGACACGCAGACGACCCCCAGUUCCCAGAAUAUCCGCCAGCAGCCGGAGCUCGCAGUGAUCCCGAUGAUCGAGCAGAACCUGCGAAACCGUCUCGACAAAAUUCCGUGGAAGGACCCCGAGCUGGACCCGGAGGACGAGCCCCGUGUCCUGGAGAGCGUGGAGUCCCCGAAGAGCGACGAGUCAUUAAAAAAUACCCAGAAGACUGCGAAGAAGCGAACGAAAUGGGCUGAUCUCGAGGACAACUCCUUCCCCAUCUCCACCUUGAAGAACCCAAUCUCCCUCGAAACAGAAAGACUCGACGAUAAGACUGACGACUUCAACAUCACAGAUAGAAUACCCCAGAUGCCUGACGAGCCAGGAACAUCGAGCCCUCCCCCGACAACGAAAACAGGGAUCUGGGAGUCUCGUAGACGACUCAGACUGUCUCACCUGAGUGGAGGUGGUGCAGCAGCAGCUGUCGCCAUGGUGGCAGUGGGUGCAGUGAUGCUGGUGCUGGGUCCAGCUGUCAUUGUCCUUCGGGCACUGGACGAGAGACGACAGGAGAGGAGAUUUUUGAAACUGUCCGGACGGGAUGACCUCCCACCGACGUAUGAACAAGCUACUUUGAUGGACGAAGCUCCUCGUUACUCCAGUCUCAGUUUGAAUACUAUCCUGGGACCACCACCGCCACCCUCACCCACACCAGCUCGAGUGCAUCUUGUGUGAAGAUGAUGAAGAGCGCAAAGAGGUGGGGCAGAACGAAAUGAGUGGGUUUUUACGUUUUGUUAGAGGUCCAGUUAGAAGUGGAUUUGAGAGGAAAAUUAAUGGGAAAUUUAUAGGAAAUUUUGCAAGGUGCAAAAGAGGUUUGGAGACAUUUUCAAGUAGAAAUACUUGUUUUGGAGAUGAUUGCUCUAUUUUCGAGGAGCGGAAUGAGAAGAAUGGAAGAAUAGAUUUUUUGUUCUGUUGAAUUUGAAAUUAUCUUGCUAAUGAGAGGAUCUAGGAGGAAAAGUUAUAAAGGAUUUUUUGUUGUUAAUUUUCUCAGCUACAAAAAGUAAAUUUGGCAUUUUUUUUGUAAAAUCACUCGUUAUUUAGAUAAUUUUAGAUUUUUUCAGUCAUGAAGUGGUAAACCUUGAAGGAUCAAUGCUUCAUGUUCUAUUGAAUUCGGAAUAAAUUGAUUCAGAUAUUUUUUGUUGGCAAUUUCAUGGAUUAGAAAAAGUUCAUUUGACAUUUUCUUGAAAAAUCCCUUGUUUUCGAGAUAAUUGAAUAACUAUUCCAUGAUUAAGUAAAAAUGAAAACUCACAUUUUCCCAUCUAUAUAAAUCUGAAAUUAUCCCCAUAAUGAGUGGUUAAAAAAACUCCAUAAAGUAUUUUUUACUCCAAAUUUCUUCACGGACAAAAAAAGCAUUACAAAAAUUCUAAGUUGUCACAACUCAAAGAAACAAUUCCUGAGGACAACCAAAAGAAGUGAUGACGAUAACAUAUCUAAGUGUUCUUACAUUAAAAACAUUGAUAAGUCAAUCCCGCGCUCGAAUGAAGAAUCAUUUAAAUGCAGUGAGUCAUUGAGUCAUCGAAAGCUCCGUCCAAAAACGAACCAAAAAGAGAAUAUAAAAAUCAAGUUACUCGAGUGCAACAAACUUUGACGUGAAAAUUUACAAGACAAUGAGAAUAAAAAUGAUACCCGAGUGACUGAGGUGGUGAUCUUCAUUGGCCUGUGAUGACAGUGACUUCACUCCGGGCCUUUACCACAAGCCGUCGAGAGCAAUUAUCCUUAAUUGACCGGGAAUUGACCCCGUCGAACUCUCGUACAGUCGCAACUUGUGAGUUCCAAUGAUUAUUGCAUUUGUAUCGUGUUUAUGAAUGUACAAAUCAAAUAAUUAAAUUGUUUUGAUAAUUUAAAAGACGAUAGUGAUGAGAGUAAAUGGAUUCGGUGGUGGAGGGAGUGAAAAAUAAAUGAGAAGGCAUCCAACAUUUUUUGUAAUUGUGAAUUAAUGCAGAAGAUAAGUGAUUUUGGGAUGAAAUGUCGAAUAAAAAAGCUUUGCUGACAUUUUUCGCUUAAAAAAAUGUGAUAAAAGCGAGUUCAACGAUUUGGAAAUUUUCAUAAUUUAAAAAUUAACUCGAGAAUGAGUAGUUUUAGGAGGAAAUAUCGUAAAUUUUUUUUUGUAGCCCUUAAAAUUGUGUACAAAACUGUCAAACUGUCAUGUGAGCAAUUUUUUUCAAGUGCGAAUGAGUUUCCUCAUGACUUGAAAAUGUUUGAAUACCCUUAGAUCAUCGUCUUUCGCCCCUCCACUCCCAAAUAUUCAUAAUCGCACGUUAAAUGUCCCCUCGAAUCGCGAAAAUCGAGUCAUCGAGGUAGUUUAGUCGUUCUUGUGUGAUCAGGUGUUACAAUUGAAUGUUAAUUCGACUGAUGCGAGUGAAUCGUUCAUCGAACACUUCCCGUCAAGGAGAAUAUUCCAACAGCAUUAACCAAGAUUCAGAAUUGUACAUAUGACUAGUGUUAUAAUACUUUAUAUAUUUAUAAAAAAAUUAUUUGUAGAGAGACGAAUAAAGUUACUUCGAACUUUUGAUUACAAAUGACGUGAGUGUUUCGUCAUUAAUCGAUAAAACAAUCAUCGACUUAACGAUCAUUCAAUAAAAACUAAAAAAUCA